AUGAUUCAUAUUCCUCCUGACUGGGCCUUGGCCACAACCCAUAUUGCUAGUGAAUAUGUCUCUCGCCAGUUCCUUGCACUGAUCGGCGGAUGGCCCAAUGCUAUUCCCCCACUCGAACUAGAUUUUGUCAUGCUUGUGGCAUGCUCAAAACUGGCUAGUACCCUCGCCGAUGCCUAUCGGAACCCUGAUGUAGCCAGGUAUGCAGAUGUUCUGCAGAUGAUGGAAAAAGGCAUCAACCCUGCUCGCAAGGACAGCCUUCUUUCCCGGUAUCCACCUGACAGCCAGAUCCAUCUUGAUCGGCCGACAGUUGUGUGUGACAAGUUCAGUAUCAUCGUCCUCUGGUAUCUUCCGGGCGCAAUUGAUCUGGUGAUACAAAAUGACAUGGCGGCGGCUACUGCAAUAAUGUCAGUUCCACUGGCUAGAAGUGUGACAAGCGGCGCCGCCACGAAUAAUCAAUGGAGGACCCAUUCUUCAAACUUUUAUCCAAGUCAAUGUGGCGGUACUCUGGGUUGUAUCAAUCUGUCCCCAGCAUGGUUUUUGCAAGGUCACCCAGCACCAAAAUUUCAUCCGCAUGUCUCAGCGACUCUUAAACUGUUUGACGGACAGUCUUUCUGUCAGGCAAUGCAGAGACCGGCGGCGCUCAUCGCCGCUGCAUUGAGAGUCAUGCACCCUAACCUCUAUUGGUCAUCAUUGGCAACGAAGAUAGCCUUGGGUCUCUGGGCAGCUGACAAGAAAUUGGACAAAAUGGGAGAUCGUCUCAGAGAGUGGGCAUCCGUAUUCACCGCACUCGCUAUCGUAUGCAACCGGCGUUUGCUGAUGCACCGUGAUCCGCUGUCACGUCCCCAAUGGUUUGACGUCAUGACCACCUUCGGCAAUUAUGGAGUAGCAAGGAUGAAGAUGCCAAAUUUAGGCAUUGAAAGUGUCUACCCGGCAGGUUCUAUGAUCGCCGGAUCAGGAUGA
Messenger RNA from Suillus discolor, 960 nucleotides. RefSeq lists its product as uncharacterized. The record is from RefSeq and is a predicted model, not a curated record. The transcript has 4 exons. Lineage: Eukaryota; Fungi; Basidiomycota; Agaricomycetes; Boletales; Suillaceae. Bases 1 to 960 code for a protein of 319 amino acids.